AUGUUUAGUUUAAAAUUAUUCUUAUACGUUUACGGACUUCUAAGUUUAUAUAUUGCAUUGGCUUCCAGUGAUUAUGAAUCAAGACGCAAACGGUUUUUAAUAUUUCCGAGACAAGCACCUACAAGGCAUCAGUUUAUUAUUGGUCUCGGUAUUCCAACUGACCUAACAUAUGAGUCACUAACUUCAGGCUAUCUCAUUAAAGCUGAGUUUUGGUUACCCUAUAAUGCUACGGUAUUUCGUGAAAACCCCUUUUGGCCAGAGUAUACACCAGAUCUAAUAAAUGCACGACAAAACUCCUUAAAACGAUCCUCUUUGCGUUGGACUGCAUAUAAUUAUAUAGAAAAAAAAAUAGAUAGUUAUGGUUUCAAUGGAAAAGAAUGUUUACUUCGUAUUAUUUGUGAAGGAAAUUCGGUAAAGUUUUCUAAGUAUGAACUUUAUGCUGAAUUAGUGCAUAUAUUUUUGAGUCCAAAAAGUUCAUUGGAUUUGGAAACCCCAGAAAGUACAGAUUAUGUGGAGGCAGCAGCAGUAGGAGAAAGAAGUGGUUCUUGCAAAAUAUAUAAUUGUGAAAUAUCAUUUUUGAAUUUGUUGUCAUAUAUGGACUUUUAG
Molecule: messenger RNA, 606 nt
Organism: Teleopsis dalmanni
Lineage: Eukaryota; Metazoa; Arthropoda; Insecta; Diptera; Diopsidae
Exons: 4
Coding region: 1-606 (201 amino acids)
Source: RefSeq, a predicted model, not a curated record